CGUGCCGGGAACGUUGGUUCCGCUGCCGGGGGCGGAGGCCGGCUCGGGGGCCUUGCGCUACGGGCUCCUGCAGCCCGCGCAUCACACCCGAGCCCUGCCCCAGGCCUGAAGCUGCGGACCUGGCUCUGGGCAGAGCCGCCAUUGCCAAACUGUCAGCGUUUUGAAGGGGCUCUGGAAUACAAUACUGGCAAAAGGGGACACUUGAAAAUGAUGUGCAGAAGAAAUAGGAAGGUACCAGAGCUCCAUGACUGUCAGACCCUCCCUGUAGCAUUCCUGUCGCAGUUCCUCAUAGCAGAGGCUGAAAAGGGCUGUGAACCCCAGUCCCCACCACCCUCAGGCCGGUCAGCACACACAGACAUUGUUCUCCUUAGGAGGAAUGUAGCUGCAAUCGUAGCAUCUUGCAGCCUUCCCUGACUCCUGCUGCGAUUAAUGGAGCUGUACAUUUUGCAACAAAUGUGUAACCACCUACUGGUUUAAGACUGUUGCCAUGGCUACUCCCUCCUCCACCAUGACAGCAAGAAUAUAACUUGGACCUCCUUCUUCAGAAGCACCAGCCUCCUACCACCUGUGCUGAAGACCUGUUGCCAUCAUCCCCUCUAGGCUCAGCAGUGGAAGAGUGGAGCAGAUGAGAUGGAACCCAUGGAGCUGUUGGUCUCUAUGGAGGAGCUUCAGGAUCAAAGUUGGAGGUGACAGAGUGACCUUAGAAGAUGUCGAACCAGAGUAACGGUGACACUAAGCCCCCAUGCCUACCCCGGAAUGGAUUGGUGAAGAUUCCCGCCCAGCCCAAUGGACUUGGCUCAGCCAGCAUCACCAAAGGGACCCCAGCAGUGAAAAACCGCCUAUGCCAGCCUUCUUCCAUGCCUGCUAUCAUCAGCCCAGCCUUAUCAAAUCACAGUGACCUGCCCAUAUCCAGCCUGGCAUCACCGCUGUCCUUGGCAACUCUGGCAGGGGUGUCCUCCCCUUCUGGCACCUCUGUGGUGGGACUGAACUCAAGUGAGGCCUCCUCUACAAAUGAGCACUCCUCCCCAGAGAGGGCUCCUGGCUCCCCCACAGAAAGGCAGCUGGCUGUGGAUGAGAAGAUCCUUAACCGCUUGUUCUGGUACUUUUCAGCCUGCGAGAAAUGCAUCCUGGCCCAAGUGUGUAAAGCAUGGCGGCGGGUCCUCUACCAGUCCAAGUUCUGGGUAGGCCUCACACCUGUCCUGCACACCAAAGAGCUCUACAACAUCCUGCCCAGUGGUGAGAAGGAGUUUGUCAACCUACAGGGCUUUGCCAUCAGGGGCUUCGAUGGCUUCUGUCUGGUGGGAGUCUCAGACCUGGACAUUUGUGAGUUCAUUGACAACUACCCCUUGUCCAAGAAAGGGGUGAAGUCCAUGAGCCUUAAGAGAUCGACUAUCACAGAUGCAGGACUUGAGGUGAUGCUGGAGCAGAUGCAGGGUGUGGUGCGACUGGAGCUCUCUGGCUGCAAUGACUUCACAGAAGCCGGGCUCUGGUCCAGCCUGAAUGCCCGCAUCACCUCCCUGAGCGUCAGUGAUUGCAUCAACGUGGCUGAUGAUGCCAUCGCUGCCAUCUCCCAGCUGCUGCCCAACCUGACGGAGCUGAACCUACAGGCGUACCAUGUGACGGACACAGCCCUGGCCUAUUUCACCGCCAAGCAGGGCUAUACAACUCACACCCUGCGCCUCAACUCCUGCUGGGAGAUCACUAACCACGGGGUAGUCAACAUGGUGCACAGCCUGCCCAACCUGAGUGUGCUCAGCCUCUCUGGCUGCUCCAAGGUGACUGACGAUGGGGUGGAGCUGGUGGCCGAGAACCUGCGGAAGCUCCGAAGCUUGGACCUGUCCUGGUGCCCUCGGAUUACUGACAUGGCCCUGGAGUACAUAGCCUGUGACCUUCAUAAGCUGGAGGAGCUCGUGCUGGACAGGUGCGUGCGGAUCACAGAUACUGGCCUCAGUUACUUGUCCACCAUGUCAUCUCUGAGGAGCCUAUACCUCCGUUGGUGCUGCCAGGUACAAGACUUUGGCCUGAAGCAUCUCCUGGGCAUGAGAAGUUUACGCCUCUUAUCUCUUGCUGGUUGCCCACUCCUGACCACCACAGGGCUUUCCGGCCUUGUCCAGCUUCAAGACCUGGAGGAGUUGGAGCUGACCAACUGCCCUGGUGCCACCCCAGAGCUCUUCAAGUAUUUCUCCCAGCACCUGCCGUGCUGCAUGGUAAUCGAAUAAGCAGUCCCCAGGAUUGGCCAACUGUUGGAGUCAUCUCCAAUCCCAAUCCAGCACUGACCGACCAACCAGAGUCAUCCGAUUGUUUGUUUUUCUUUCUUUCUAUUUUGAGAGAUGCAAAAGAUACUGGCGACUUAACUCCACCACCACGUGUAAAACAAACCAGAAUUAUUCACAUCACCACACCCGGUGACAGUGCCUGGAGAUUGAGAUUUGCUCUCUCAGUGAAAGGAGGCUUCUGUCUGUUCAUAUGCCGCAGACUUCACAAGAGAACCCCUCUGCAAGGUUUGUAAAUUUCCCACACCUCCAUCAUCUCUCAUCGUCUUUGUAGUGGUCUGUCCUGAAAGAUUUUAACUUAAAAAACAACUCACAAAACAAAACAAAACACAAUAAAGCUAAACAAAUCACACAGAAAGAGACAGAGAGAGAGAGAGAGAGCAAUGCAAAUUGAUGAGUUGGCCCAGGACCAUGUGAUCUCACACCCUGUGUGCCGUUCCCCCUCAGUGCUGGAUUUCACGUGGUUUCCGUCUGGAUGUCUCUCAUGAUGGAGAUUAGAAGUUCCACCUGCUCCACCCAUGCUUCUGGGUGGGCUCAGAGGUGAGUCUGGGGUGGGGUCUAAUUGAAGCCCUUCCUCUGGGUAUUGCAUGGUCGAGCCCGGAGCUGAAAUGUCCGGUGUUGCUGGGAGCUGAACCAGAAGGUGAAGAAGGGAAGAGGAGGAUCCUAAGGGACAAAGAGACUUGAAGGAGAAGGGCCAGAAUAACUGAUGCCAUGGGUUCUUGUUUUGUCUCUUCAUUCCUCAGACGGGAUGCUGCAGGUCUCCCGUGCUGGAGGCGUUUAAAAAAUAAACCGACUAAUGCUGUGAAAGAGAAGCACAGGGCCCGAUCCUGAGACUUUUGGCAGGCUGGGUUCCUUUUGCUCCAGGAAGUGAAGCUGGUACGUUGACCGUGAUCGUCUUGUCUUCGUCGGAAGCACAGAUCCAUGGGCAAAUUUCCUGAGAAACAAACAAAUUGACCCAGCUGAGUUGUCACUCCCCCCACACACCCCUGUUCCCCAAACACCCAACAACCCUAAGGUCAUGUGGCCUGGGGUGGACGGUCGCCUACUGCUCUUUUCAUUUUGUUAAUAAGAUGUUCUUCUCAGAACAGCCUGCAGCCUUCGCAUGCUAGCUUGCUUCCGUCUUGUGGUAAGGUAGGUCCUGGAACGCGUGGGCACUGGGAGGGCCCGUGGGUGGCAGCUCCCUUCUCAUUCCCUUGCCCAGCUCCAGUUGUCUCCUCCAGUGUGAAGCUGGUGUGGCUUUGCAUUCCAUCCAUGUCCAUGCGUUGGAGUCCUGGUUUCACUGUGAGUUAUAUUCUCAGACAAGGGAACCUGAGACAGCUCCUUUCACUCCCACCCCUGCCUGGAGCCUCCUUCAGCUGUCUUCCUUCUCUCCCUGCAGCUUGGGAAGAGGAGAGAAAGCUUUUGGCUCCUGCUUUCUUUGCAGUGUGCCAUAAGCCCCCCUGUGUUAUUCCCCAAAGGUCCAGCUUGAGGGCAGCUCAGUUGCAGACAGAGUCAAAGCCAGAAACAUGUGAACCAGGCAGACCUGGGACCCUGCCUUCCCCUUCCCUGCAUUGCCGCUCCCACCAGCUGAGCAGGCUUUGCUACACUGUUUUUAGUCAGGCCCCAUCUUGACCCACUGUUGUGCCCUGGCUCUGGGGGGCCCUUCCCAUCUCACUGUUGCCUCCCCCAUUCUCAUCUAUGCCACCCGCAGGGUCCAGUUCUCCCACUGCAUCUGGAGUGCUUGGAGGCUCUUUCCUGAGUUACAUUCAGAUCCCAGGGGUAUGUGGGAGGAGGUCCCAGCUGAACCAUGCUGUCCACCCAAGCAAAGUCUCAGCAGCUGAAAUGUCUUUACAUCUGGUAAUGAAACCUUUUACUUUGUUGUAGGUUAUUUGCAGGGAAAGUGGGGGAGAGGAAAGUAGGGGCCAGGGAGAGCCAUUGCCUCUGUACUAAGGUCAGGUCAUGGUGAGCCAGGCUCUAUUUCCGUCACUGCUCAUUCUAGAGCCUGUACAUCUCUGCUCAAUUCACUACUUUGGGUGAGUCUGGA
This is a messenger RNA of Alligator sinensis (Chinese alligator), 4296 nucleotides long. It is a transcript of the gene FBXL16, whose product is annotated as F-box and leucine rich repeat protein 16. The transcript has 10 exons. Gene Ontology annotation, cellular component: SCF ubiquitin ligase complex. Gene Ontology annotation, biological process: SCF-dependent proteasomal ubiquitin-dependent protein catabolic process. Bases 708 to 2219 code for a protein of 503 amino acids. The record is from RefSeq and is a predicted model, not a curated record. Lineage: Eukaryota; Metazoa; Chordata; Crocodylia; Alligatoridae. Gene Ontology annotation, molecular function: protein binding.